AUGGACAAUGGUUGUGGGGUGAUGGGACCACCUUUGACUAUACCAAAUGUUGCUCUGCAGAACCUAGUGGCAAUACUAAGAACUGCUUUUGAGAGAAACUGGACCAAAAACAGCCAAAGCCUUGAUGCAAAUCUUGCAUCUGUGCAUAGUAAAGCUGAAAAUGAUUUUCUGCUGAGUCUGCUGAAUGUUUCUAGUCAUGCUUACAUCGGUGGUCAUUAUGGUGAACAAGAUGGCCAAUGGUUGCGGAGUGAUGGGACCACCUUUGACUACACCAACUGGUACACUACAGAACCUAACAACAAUGGUGGUCCAGAGAACUGCUUGGAGAUAAACUGGGCCAGUAACCGCUGCUGGAACGAUCUAAGCUGUUCAUUCGCAACAGGCUAUAUUUGUGCUAAAGCUUCACACACUCUUGAAAUUCUGAAGGCUGUACUCUGA
This is a messenger RNA of Myxocyprinus asiaticus (Chinese sucker), 438 nucleotides long. RefSeq names its product ladderlectin-like. The coding region runs from base 1 to 438 and encodes 145 amino acids. NCBI's taxonomy places the organism in Eukaryota, Metazoa, Chordata, Actinopteri, Cypriniformes, Catostomidae. The transcript is spliced from 5 exons. The record is from RefSeq and is a predicted model, not a curated record.